CUUGCGAGAGUUACUCGAGUCUGCAAACGAGAAGGUCGAAAGCUUAAAAUACGUCCAGGAGGACAACGAGAACUUGCUCAGAGAAAACGGUGAACUCGAGAGUCUUAUAUUGGAAUUUGUCAAGGAGCGCGAAAGCUUGCGUGCCGCCUCCGAAGCAGAAGCCCGGGUAUUGCGCUCAACUGCCUUAAAAAGAGUAUGUGGAGGUACUCCAACGAGCCAUAAUCAAUGCACCUGCACAUGUCAUCAUUCUGCCAACGCAGAUACCAGCAAGCCUGAACCCGCUCCUUUUGCGGAGACUGACUCGCCACCUGUCGACUCGGUCAUGGAAGUGUCUAUAUGCAGAGACGCGCACCUCGGUUCUGGACUAGACAUCUCCUACUCCGGCGGAGAGGUUAUGAGUGAGGCGUUGGCUGCUGACAAAUGCCUCCAGGAGCUGGAAUCAAAGACAGCCGAACUGUCGGCUGCUAAGGCCUCUUUGAUGUCCGCACAGUCAGAAAUCGCAGAUCUGCUUCGCAGUUGGCGCUUGGAGCUGACCCCUUGUUACUCUUCCCCUGUCGGGAAUGCGGCCUUCCAAUUCCUUUUGAUGCUAAAGAUGCGCAAUUGCGUUGAGUGCCUAUUGGCUGCGGCUAUGGUGCGAGUGGAAAACUUGGAGAGCGAUUUGGCUUCUGUCAAGGAAGAGGGGGACGGCAAAGCUACUCGGUGGUCAGAACAACGUCGUCAGCUCACGGAAGAGAUCCAGCGAUGCAAACAGCAGCUGCAGGCUCGGGAGUCCAACUUGACCGGCCAAAUGCAACAGGCUAAGGCCCAACACCAGACUGAACUCUCUGAAUUGCACUUCCAGGUGGAACAAUUGAAGGGUCAUAUAGCCAGUCUGUCUCACGAACACACCAAAGAGCUCUCCUCACUAAACAACAAACUCACCAGCGAACGCGCAAACUUUGAUGGGCAGGUCGCCUCUCUUUGCUCCGAAAAGGAAGCCCUCAUUCACGAACUACAGGAGGCCACCAUUUCCCUC
Messenger RNA from Dibothriocephalus latus, 1015 nucleotides. The record is from the annotation of a GenBank genome assembly. Lineage: Eukaryota; Metazoa; Platyhelminthes; Cestoda; Diphyllobothriidea; Diphyllobothriidae.